This is a messenger RNA of Contarinia nasturtii (swede midge), 1722 nucleotides long. RefSeq names its product venom serine protease Bi-VSP. Gene Ontology annotation, biological process: proteolysis. Gene Ontology annotation, molecular function: serine-type endopeptidase activity. Lineage: Eukaryota; Metazoa; Arthropoda; Insecta; Diptera; Cecidomyiidae. Bases 70 to 1188 code for a protein of 372 amino acids. The record is from RefSeq and is a predicted model, not a curated record. The transcript has 6 exons.
GCAUAUUCACCGCCAAGUUUUAUUUCAAUAUCAUCGUUCGAAAAGUGUGUUACUUACAGAUUGAAGAAAAUGAAAGGUCUUUUAAUUUUUAUUUCUUUAUUGGUUUACUAUACGUGUCAGUGUUUUGAUCAACCAAACUCAGUAAAACUUGAAAAAUUGAAUAAUCGAGAAAGACGUAGUGAGCCAAACAAAAGCAAUCCAGGAGAAUGUCAAACACCAAGUGGAGAAAGAGGCCAUUGUAGGCUCAGCAGUCAAUGUCCGUUGCCUGAACUGAGACAAAAUACUUUGAAAAUGUUAGAUUAUUUGUGCAUAAUUGGGCAAUCUUCAAUCGGAGUAUGUUGUCCGGAUAAUCAAGCAGAGUCACUACCUCAACAAGGUAACACAAAUGAUGUUAUAAUGGGCAAACAAUCGAUUGAUAUGUCAAAUAAAAUUCGACCGGAGAAUCGAGGUUGUGGACUUUCAACAAAAUCGUAUUCAAGAAUCACCGGCGGAAGACCUGCUGAUCCGAAUGAGUGGCCUUGGAUGGCUGCAAUUAUUCGAAGGGGACAACCAAAUAUGGUAUCUUGUGGUGGUGUUUUGAUCACCGAUGUACACAUCUUGACGGCUUCACAUUGUGUUUUCAAAUAUGAUAAAAGUGAAUUAACCGUUAGACUUGGCGAAUACGAUAUCGCUAUAAAAAAUGAAACACGGGCGCGAGAUUUUCGUGUGGCUGAGAUUCGUUCACACAUUGAUUUCGAUGAAUUUACUUAUGACAAUGAUAUAGCCAUUCUAAAACUUAAUCAAAAAGUAUUGUUUAAUUCAUAUAUUUGGCCAGUUUGUAUGCCACCACCGGGAGAAUCUUUUGAAGGUUACAUUGGCAUAGUGACUGGUUGGGGGACACAGUUUUUUGGCGGCCCGAGUUCAAAUGUUCUAAUGGAAGUGUCAAUACCAAUUUUGAAUUCUGAUGAUUGCCAGAAUUCAUUUGUCGAACGGAUUGGAGAAAAUGUCCUCUGCGCUGGUACAAAAGAAGGUGGAAGGGACUCAUGCCAGGGUGAUUCAGGGGGUCCACUUCUUGUUCAACUUCCAAAUAAACGUUGGGUAACCGUCGGCAUUGUUUCAUAUGGGAUUCGAUGUGGAGAAAAAUAUCCGGGCGUUUAUACACGAGUGAAUAAAUUUUCAAAUUGGAUAAUUGAAAAUGCCAUAUUCUGAUCCUUCAACAAAUAUCAAAUUAUUUUUUGAUAAACUAAAGUACACUCUUUAUUAACGCAAAAAAAAAUAUUAAUAAACAUUCUAUGACUUUUUUUUUGCUGUUGCAAUUAAAAUGUUUUACGUAACAAUACAGUUAAACUUUUCAUCCUAGACAACUUUGACAUUAGUUAUGGCAAACAAAAAUCCUUAACCGUCAACAGUAAAAACACAUCUAUUUAAAGUUCAAUUAACGCAUGGCCUGAAUUUAAAAUUUCAUUUAUCAAACAUAAAAUCAAUAUUCUAUUCCAUGCAACUAUUAUGGUGUGAAAAUGGAAAUCUACAUAUUUACAGAAGAUAGGCGAAAAAAAACUUUAAUAACGUUUCGUGUCUUCAAUCGCAUGUGAUUUAUAUGGAUAUGUAGUACUUUGUUAUUUAAUCACCUAUUUGAAAAUCAGCGAGAAUGACGACUUCAGAAUGAAAGAACAAUAGUGGUUUCAUUGAGCAAAUAUUUGUAAAUACAUUUUUGACAAACGUAAUAAAGUACAUUCAAUGUAA